Molecule: messenger RNA, 680 nt
Organism: Glycine soja
Lineage: Eukaryota; Viridiplantae; Streptophyta; Magnoliopsida; Fabales; Fabaceae
Product: pentatricopeptide repeat-containing protein At4g22760-like
Exons: 1
Coding region: 25-657 (210 amino acids)
Biological process (GO): RNA modification
Molecular function (GO): protein binding; RNA binding
Source: RefSeq, a predicted model, not a curated record
AAAACCCAAAAAAGCUUAAAUUAAAUGGCAGCUACAAAAUUGAUAACAUUGAUGAAAAAAUGUUCAACAGUGAAGCAGGCAAAGCAAAUCCAUUCCCACAUAUUGAUAAAUGGUUUUACCUUUCUUCAACCCCUUUUAAUGCAUCACAUUCUUCUUUGGGAUGUCACUAACCACAGAACUAUGGCAAACUAUGCCUUCUUAAUGCUUCACCAUUUGCACAUUCCAGAUUCCUUCUCGUGGGGUUGUGUGAUUCGAUUCUUCUCUCAAAAGGGUCUAUUCACUGAAGCUGUUUUUCUCUAUGUUCAAAUGCACAGGAUGAGCUUGUGUCCUAGUUCACCUGCUGUAUCCUCUGCACUCAAGUCACGUGCUAGGAUUCAGGACAUGUUGGUUGGCGUAUCAAUUCAUGGGCAAGUCCGUGUGUUUGGAUUUAACACUUGUGUGUAUGUACAAACUGCCCUUCUUGAUUUGUACUCGAAAAUCGGUGACAUGGGGACUGCUCGAAAGCUGUUCAAUGAAAUGGCUAAGAAAAGUGUGGUUUCAUGGAAUUCUUUAUUGUCUGGAUAUGUAAAAGCCGGUAACUUGGAUAAGGCUCAAGAUUUGUUCGAUGAGAUUCCCAGGAAGGAUGUCAUAUCUUGGAACUCUACGAUAUCUGGAUAAGCCAAAGCAGGAAACAUGGAUCA